This is a messenger RNA of Alternaria rosae, 1602 nucleotides long. RefSeq lists its product as uncharacterized. NCBI's taxonomy places the organism in Eukaryota, Fungi, Ascomycota, Dothideomycetes, Pleosporales, Pleosporaceae. The coding region runs from base 41 to 1309 and encodes 422 amino acids. The record is from RefSeq and is a predicted model, not a curated record. The transcript is spliced from 3 exons.
CUCACGUUCCCAGACAAAGUGUGUUGUCAACGUCAACGCAAUGUGCUACUAUCGACUAUACAUCUUUGUUGGCUGCGGCCACUCAACUUUUUCAGAGACGCCGGUUAGGUGCUGUGCAAAUGCGCGGACGAAGGCAGAAAAGGCUUCGAGAUCAUUCUUGAUACAGCCUGAGGAUCUAGCUACCGGGGGCGAGGGAUUCCAGGGAAGCGGUCGCAAAGGCAGAGACUCACAAGUGACGCUGGUGCCAGACGAUGACUCAAUCAAAAGAACAGACAAGACAACCACCUGCAAAGAUUCUUCGCAGAACUUGUACUCCAAUAUCCAAACAACCCAUAACAAGACACUGCAUAUAUAUCCCGUAAGAACAGCCGACGUUCUCUUCACUCCAAAGGCAGAUGGUAGAACUGCCUGGCCGCAUACAGCCUCACCUUUUAUGACUUCAACAGCCAAAACCUCGCCAUCGAUAGCUCCAGCUCUCGAGACCAACAGGAUCCAGCCGACUUGCGAAGAAGGCCGUGUACACCCCAUGCACACUGUCAGGCUCGAGCGCAUGUGCCCGCUUUGUGAACAUGAGAGAGAAGAAAGAUUGAGACUGUUAUACUCUUCCAUGAGGGAGAUCAGAUUCGAUCCUACGAGAUGGCAUGUGAAGUAUCAAGGAGAUGUAAAAAAGCAAGGCGAUGGGAAUCAGCAGACGGGUGCGGGCUGGGGUGUUGCGAUGGGAGGGUGGUGGGACCCGGAGAAGGAGGAUCGUGUAUCCAAGACUGAAGAUGGUAGUCCGGCGCGGACUUGGAAGGCGCUGCCCAGGUGUGGUAAUGCGGCAUCACGUGCACCGCCGCCAAUCGCAGCUCGGCCCUUUCAAAGCUCACCAACCAUCACGACCACGACACCUCGCAACAACGCCAAUCACCCCGUCGCACGUCUCCCAAUUGCUCGACGGAGCCCUCGGAAAUCAUAUACACGACCGUCACCCUCGAACGCACUCCCCGCCGCCGCAAUGCCGACACCAGAGUCCGAACUCUUCCUUGCCAAAAAGCCAAAGGUUGCGCCAACCUUUGACGGUGUCGACUACGAAGACAACACUGCGCUCAAGGGCGCGCAAGAUGCUAUUAUCAGGGAGCAGUGGGUGAGGAGCAUGAUGGCGAGGCUGGUGAGGGAUGAGAUGGGCAAGUGCUACCGGAGGGAGGGGGUCAACCACUUGGAGAAGUGUGGGCAUUUGCGAGAGCGAUACUUCGAGCUCCUCAAGGACGCAAAGGUCAAGGGAUACCUCUUUGCCCAACAAAACUACGUCGACGAUGCGUUGAAGCGAUAAGCGGCCCGCCAACAGCGGUGAUCGCUCGCAUGAAGGACAGACAACAGGCAGACCAUACACGACACACAGCGGGAGACACAACCAGACGAAGACAAGGGUUCAUGGCGUUCGGCAAGCGUAUGCUGAAGAAACGCACCAAUUCUCUCGUACUGGCGAACCUGUACAUAUACAUGCCGGAGGAGAGACUGAUGUAGCACGAAUUAUUGGAACAAGUGUACAAUUGCAGUGGUACAGCUCAUUGUCCAUCUCCCUCACUGACGUGAAACCCCAAAUCUCUAGGUUUUCUGUUCCAG